Anopheles coustani is the source of this 1082-nucleotide messenger RNA. RefSeq names its product charged multivesicular body protein 1B2 (gene Chmp1). Gene Ontology annotation, biological process: protein transport; late endosome to vacuole transport; endosome transport via multivesicular body sorting pathway. The transcript has 3 exons. The record is from RefSeq and is a predicted model, not a curated record. Lineage: Eukaryota; Metazoa; Arthropoda; Insecta; Diptera; Culicidae. Bases 192 to 803 code for a protein of 203 amino acids. Gene Ontology annotation, cellular component: multivesicular body; ESCRT III complex.
UUGUAUCCGCAACACUCGAUUGAAAACAUUAAAAAUUGGAAGUGACUCAUCCCUAUCCUAGUGGUCAGAACAUUUUAUUUAAUCAUAAAUUGGGACGUGCUAGUGUUUCCUCACUUUUCAUACAGUCCAUUUGAUAGUUUAACAGUGAAACGAAGUUGUAACCUCGAAGCACCUUCAAAAUAGGGAACGAAAUGUCUUCGUCAGCGAUGGAAAAGCAUUUGUUUAACCUUAAAUUUGCAGUGAAGGAUCUUGAACGGAACGCGAAGAAAUGCGAGAAGGAAGAGAAAGCUGAAAUACUGAAGACGAAGAAGGCGAUCCAGAAAGGCAACACGGAGGUCGCACGUAUCCACGCAGAAAAUGCAAUCCGACAGAAGAGCCAAUCGCUAAACUACCUCCGAAUGAGCGCCCGUGUGGAUGCGGUUGCGAGCCGGGUUCAGACCGCACUGACCACACGGAACGUGACCAACUCUAUGGCGGGAGUGGUGAAAGCGAUGGAUGCCGCUAUGAAGGGGAUGAACCUGGAAAAGAUCUCCGGUUUGAUGGAUAAGUUCGAGUCCCAGUUUGAGGAUCUGGAUGUGCAAAGCUCGUACAUGGAGAAUACCAUGUCACAAACAACUACCACGGCGGUGCCUCAGAACGACGUAGAAUUGCUCAUGCAAAGAGUAGCGGAUGAAGCUGGACUCGAGUUAAACAUGGAACUCCCAUCCGGACCAUCUACGAUAUCGGUCGGUGCAUCGACGCAAGUCUCUACGGAACAGGAUGAACUAACGGCACGCCUAGCUCGUCUUCGACAGGCAGAAUAGGUCAACACCAUUUGCCUCUUGUCAAUAUUCAAUCAGUCCUUACUGUUAUCGAGGCGAAUCCGGAUUAUGCAGCUGUGGUGAUCUGAUUAUUUCAUCUCGAGAUGUGCAUUACCCUGCGUUUUUGCCCUCAAACGUGAAUACCGAAUUCUCCUAAUUUGGCUUUCGUAAAAUAAUAUAUAUUCCCAGUUCAACGCGAUGAAAUAGGGGUUUUUUUUAUGAUUUACGCCAGGUAUGACCAACGCUUCGAGGAAUAAUAAAGUUGCUCGUUAAUUUAAAGGA